ACAUAUUCAAAGCUCAUCAAAAUCGGAGUGUAACAGUUGGGUAGGUUUGCUUGUCAGUUUUAACUAGUUACAACCGUUUCCACCGGGUGCAAUUUGCUGCCACUCCACUAGAACUUGUGGAUCGCAUUGAGAAUAAACUGAGCUCAAUCCGACAAGUUUCCAUCGACUUCAAUUUGGUUCUACACCGGAUUGGAUACGGAUUAAUGUCUCGGUGGAAACUAGACCAUUGUAAGAUAACGUUUUCGGAACUCACAGAUUCAUUGGUUCUGGUGCAUUACGAGAUUUUGAUCAAGCGGAUCGUGCGAAGUACUUACAAUUUGUUACUAGUACGUCCAAAGUGCCGUUACAAGAUUUCGCCGCGUUAGAAUGGCAUACAAAAAUUCCAAAUUCAAAGAAGGAAGUUUCAAUUCACUGUAUCUGCCAGUGCACGAAAUAUAUGAUAAAUUCCCUACAAAUCUAUUCAAGGCGAUUCAUGAAUGCAGCGAAGGGUUUGGGAUUUGGAUUUGCGUAAGCUUGUUGGAGCGCUAUUGUCGUAUUGUGUAGCAGAUUAUCAUACAUGUGUUGUCCUGCCUGUUCAGAGUAAACGUUACAAGAAUUUGCUCGUGUAUAAUUACGCGUUCAUACGUGUGAUUAUAAUUGAAUAUAAUUGCCAGAUGACAGGCAUAAAAUGUAAAAAUAUCUAGAGUCGGAACACGCCAAAUCUACCAUAUUGAUAUGCCUUGACACAAGUUCAUGUGUUAAUUAUGGUAUAUAUAGUAUGUGUGCGAUUUUUGAAACCACCAUAGCGGUAUCCCCACAAAAGUGUCAUUUCCACCAUUUCAGAAUUCCUCACCCAGGUGCAUCCAAAUAUCAAUAUUUGGGCAUCAUGAUAUGCUACGAAAGCAUUUUAUUAUCCGGGUCGUUUUAUUUUUGUUUACCGAAUGUUAAAGAGAGACAGAAUGAUGUUUGCGAAACAGGCUACGAAACAGGCUACAAAAAGGGGCACAUUAGGGAAACCCGAACCACGGUCUUGUAUACAGGUCAGGGCACUCAUAUACUAUUUUCAUAUAAUCUGUGUGAGCGAAGUGACGCCAAUAUGGCGACCAUAAUAGGCCGACGCGCAAGCGCAGUUGACAUGUUUUGACAGACAGCAUCGUGCCGUAUAUUUGUGGCUGUUUAGCACACGGUCUCUUCGUAUAAAAAGAAAAUAUGCCUAACAAAUGUAUAGUACCUGGUUGUAAUACAGAUUAUGCUACUUGCAAAAUAAAAUUAUCAGUGUUUUCUGCACCAAAAGAUGAUGAACGAAGAAAAGAGUGGGAGGAAAAGCUUCAAUUAAUAAAGCCAUUGUUGGCAAAACAUUUUGUGUGUGAAAAACACUUCCGCACAGAAGAUAUAAUAAAAAGCUACAAACACAAGGAUGAAAAAAGCAAUGUGCUUCUCGAGAUUCCGAAUAAACGAGCUCAACUGGUAAAGGACGCAGUACCAAUAGCAAUAUCGCCGCAACAUAUAGGCAAUAAAGAAAACUUGCAGGAAAAUGAAAAUAUUACAGAUGAACAGCUUAACAUAGUUCCAAUAUCACAACCUUUGAUAGAAGUAUCACAGAAUUUGAUAGAAGAUACUAAAAAGUACCAGAGGCGCGAAACUGUUAUUGAACAUAAUAAUUUGUUUACGGAACUACUGAAUAAUCCAUCUGUGAUAAAAAUACCGACAAAUUGGUAUUGUACAUCAUCCAAAAAACAAAUUGUACUUUUCGAGAUUUAUCUGCAAAAUUAUGAUAAUAUAUCCAUAUAUCCUACUACACGAAGAAGCUUGACCAUUGAUCACAACAUGAAAACUUUUUACUUGAUAAGUGGCAAACGUGUAAAUCUGUCAGUGUUCUCAUUUUCUAAUAAAUUUGAAAACUUAGAAAAUAUUAAUGACACAGUUAAAAAAUUUGCAAGCUUAAAUAUUUGUUGCGGUAUUUCUAUGAAUGAUGAUGUAAAUUUAGUGAAAGGAAAUAUUGGGUACACCAAUAAUUCAUUUGAGUUGCGACAUAAUAGAAGUCCAAUCAUUACGGAUGGAAGACAAUGUGAAGCCUGCAAGAGCGUGAAAAAAUGUAUUUUACGAAAAAAACAACGAAUCCGAAAGCGUUCACAGAUUUGCAACAAAAAAACAACGAUCGAACAUCAAACAUUAUCAUUAUCAUCUCUAUGGAAAAAAAAGUUUCAUCGCCAACAGUGUGCCUUAAAACGUUCAAAAAUACGACUUGAGACUUUGAAAAAAUUAGUUCUCUCUCAACAGGCAAAAAUAAAUAAGCUUAAAGAGGAAGAUGUAAUCCAAAAAUGUGAGGUAUUAGAUAUGCCAGAAAUACAAAAAACGUGCAUAAAGGAAAUUAUGGCUGCAGCUCGACUAACAAAUUCGAAAGGGCGUCGAUACACAAACGACUGGAUUAUGCUCUGCAUUCUUAUGCAUAUUCGGUCACCGAGUGCGUAUGAAUUUAAAAAAAAAAAUGAUAUUUUACCAUUGCCCUGCGUCAGAACUAUAAGGCGUUAUUUGUCUACAGUAAAUAUAAAAUGUGGAUUUGAUAAACACUUUUGUGAGAUUUUUAAGAAAUUCAUUGAAAAAAAAACGUCACUACAGAAACACGGACUUUUAUUAAUCGACGAAAUCUCAUUGCGGGAAUCUAUUUCCGUAAACUCAUCAAACUUAACAUAUAAAGGACUUGUCGAUUUUUGUGAAGAUGGCAAGAAAGCUAAAUGUUUAGACGAAAAAGCAACAAGCGGUUUAGUCUUAAUGUUUCAACCGCUUGCCGAUAAGUACACGCAGCCAAUCGCAGUAUUUGCUUCUCGUGGUCCUGUCAAAGGAGUAGAACUAGCUAAAUUGGUUAUUCAAGCGAUCAUUUUCCUCGAAAAUGCUGGUGUCUUAGUUCAUGGAAUUAUAUCUGAUGGUGCGGAAACUAAUAGAAAAAUGUGAAGCGAGUUAGGAGUGUGUGGAAAAAUGGAUAAUUUA
Solenopsis invicta (red fire ant) is the source of this 2967-nucleotide messenger RNA. RefSeq lists its product as uncharacterized. The record is from RefSeq and is a predicted model, not a curated record. The transcript is spliced from 5 exons. Bases 1189 to 2931 code for a protein of 580 amino acids. NCBI's taxonomy places the organism in Eukaryota, Metazoa, Arthropoda, Insecta, Hymenoptera, Formicidae. Gene Ontology annotation, molecular function: sequence-specific DNA binding.